This is a messenger RNA of Phaeodactylum tricornutum CCAP 1055/1, 1576 nucleotides long. RefSeq lists its product with no specific name. Bases 155 to 1576 code for a protein of 473 amino acids. The transcript has 2 exons. The record is from RefSeq and is a predicted model, not a curated record. NCBI's taxonomy places the organism in Eukaryota, Bacillariophyta, Bacillariophyceae, Surirellales, Neidiaceae. Gene Ontology annotation, cellular component: membrane.
UGCAAUUAGCGCUCUCGCUUUGAAUCCCAGUUCUGACGUGCUUCAUCGGCAACUGCGUCUUUCAACUUUUCUCAAAGAAGUCGAACAGAAGAAAUUGCAAGUAAAAGCGUUGCGCCUUUUAUUUUUUCCAUUUUAUGUUAGUCAAAAGGCCAUCAUGAAAAUAUCUGGAGAUGCAAGGAUUCCUUGUCCUGGUGUGCAUGUUGUCACCCUAUUGCUUGCGUUUACUCUGGCGGCGCAACAACCUCUGUCUUCCCAAGCGUUUGCUCCCCUUGGCCUGAUCGUCGACACACCUGCUGUGGUCAAGAGGAAAAUGACGUUCCUGCUGCAGGAGUCUCGCUUCAAGGCGGACAAAGGAGAGACCGGACCUUCAUCUUCUUCUUCCUUUGACCCUUUUCUGCUUUCGGACAGCACCGAAAUUACCGAAAUUUCGACCCUUACCGACAUGCAGAUAGAAGACUUGCAAAAAUCACAAGAAAAGGAUGGCGGCCUUUCUAUAUGGGCAGCGCGUGGGCUUUUGCUCCUCGUAGCCGCUAUUUGGGGCACCAAUUUUGCGAGCGUCAAGUACCUCGAGACUCUAUGCUUCCAUCCUCCGUGCCACCAUCCGCCUUCCGAAUUUGCCUUUGCACGAUUCGGUUUAGCAGCGUUGGUCAGUUUUCCUCUUUUGAUUAAUCAACGCAAGGACGUGAUUCUCGCCGGACUCGAAUGCGGAAUUUGGAUCACCCUCGGUUACGUGUGCCAGGCGGUGGCCUUGGCAGAUAUUUCCAGUGGAAAAUGCGCCUUUAUUUGCAGUCUCACAGUAGUCUUUGUGCCCGUCGUUUCGGCGAUUUUGUACGGCAAACCCAUCAAACCCAUGAAUGUGGCCGCCGCCAUGGUUGCUCUGGCAGGUGUAGGUGUACUCGAGGGCAUGUUAGGUAUACCCGAAAUGCUGGGUAUCCAAGCGGCAUCUGCCCAGACGGAAGUUGUACCGUCGACUACGAAUGCGCUAGCAUCAUCAUCGCUCGAAACCGCUUCGGCUAUAGGACCUAUCCAGUCCGUUGCCAAUGCCUUGGGUGUGCAGCGAGGCGACAUCUUGGCUCUUGGUCAGCCGAUUGGGUUCGGAUACAGCUUUUGCCGUAUCGAACACUACCAGGAAAAGUUCGAAAACGUUCCAAACCGCGUUCUUACUAUUGCCGCGGCACAAUGCGUUGCCGCAGGAUUUCUGAGUAUGAUGUGGGUCUUGUCGGACUAUCAGUGGCAUUUCCCGGACUUUGGCUACCUGGCGGAGCCUCAUCGCGUGGCCACAAUUGCAUGGACGGGUAUGGUCACGACCGUGUUUGCAAUAUUUUUGGAAGGAAUCGCUCUCCAAAAAGCCACCGCGACUGACGCUGCCAUUACAUUUUCCAGCGAACCGGUCUGGGCAAGUUUGUUUGGACUCGCGCUUUUGAAUGAACAGCUUGGUGCAACCUCAUAUGUUGGCGGUGCCAUCAUCAUGAUGGCCUGUUUAAUCGGCUCUGUAUCAGAUUUGGGCGAAGAAGAAAAGCUUGCCAUAGCCGAAGGAGCCGUUGUUGUUGAUAUCGACGCUGCACCAAAAAAAUAA